This is a messenger RNA of Toxotes jaculatrix (banded archerfish), 2023 nucleotides long. RefSeq names its product zinc finger protein 23-like. Gene Ontology annotation, cellular component: nucleus. The record is from RefSeq and is a predicted model, not a curated record. NCBI's taxonomy places the organism in Eukaryota, Metazoa, Chordata, Actinopteri, Toxotidae. The coding region runs from base 72 to 1685 and encodes 537 amino acids. The transcript has 5 exons. Gene Ontology annotation, biological process: regulation of transcription by RNA polymerase II. Gene Ontology annotation, molecular function: RNA polymerase II transcription regulatory region sequence-specific DNA binding; DNA-binding transcription factor activity, RNA polymerase II-specific.
UAACCCGCAUAGAUCCUUUUAGUCGUUUGUUUGCUAAGCUAAUCUGUAACUUAGUGCUAGAAUUAUUUAGUAUGGUCGAUUUAAUCACUUUUAAAAAUGAAGUGGCGUUCAUUGUUAAUAACCUGGCCAAGGAGAUUUUUGCCGCGGCGGAAAAAGUCUCUUUAAAUAAACAAAACCCCGAAACUGAGGAGAAACUCUGUGCUGUGGUGGACAGUUUGUGUGUUGAAGCUGUGGAGAAAAUCCUGGAGAUGGUGGAGCUGGUUGCUGUGAAGCAGGAGGAGACUCCAGGAGCCCUGAGAGAUCCUCCUCAGUCUGAUGAGAGUUUUAUGAUGAUGCAGACACCUGAAGGUGAGGACGGUGGAGGUGAGCACGCCCCCACAGAACAGACCUACAUCCUGGUUUACGGGAACGCCGCUGUCGACUCCAGGUGUGUGCUGGUCUCACUGCAGAGCGCCGCUGAUGCUAACGGUGAAAAUAAAACCAGCUCCACUGAGGUAACAGGCGACGUGAUGACUCUGCACAGCAAACCCUCCUCCUUCUCCCCUCCCCCUCAGGCCGAUCUCCCCGACCACGAGUACGCUCGGCCGUCCUCAACUCCGUCCAGCACCGCAACGGCAGAGGAGGACAGAGUCUCUGCAGGACGCAGCAGGAAGCAGCGCCGCAGCCACAGGAAAAAGGACACAAAGACGCCGACAGCAGAGACGUCAGAAGCUCACCACCAGUGCUCCCAGUGCGGGAUGCUGUUUCCAAACUCAGAGCGACUGUCCGACCACCAGAGGAAGUCUCACCCGGUGUGUUCGGUGUGUGGGAAGCUGUUCACCGGCAUCCUGAAGCUCCGUGAGCACGAGAUCAAAGAGCACGGGCUGCUGCCAUACACCUGCGACUACUGCCCGAAAAGAUUCAACCACAAAGCUCACUGCAACCUGCACGUCAAGGCCCGGCACACCGGAGAGAAAACCUGCCACUGCGACAUCUGCGGGAAGGGCUACUCCUGCAUCAGCGUGCUGAAAACUCACAGGAUGACCCACUUCGACAAGACAUUCAUCUGCGACGUCUGCGGGAAGAGCUUCUACCACGCCUGCCACCUGACGCGCCACAAACUGGUGCACCAGGAGGUCCGGCCUUACCAGUGCCCCACCUGCGGGAAGGGCUUCACCCAGUCCGCCAACCUGCGCAGCCACCAGGUGAUCCACACCGGAGAGAGGCAGCUGUGCUCCAUCUGCGGGAAGAGCUACCGCUGCCUGAAGAACCACGUCAUCAGCAAACACUCGCACGAGCUCCCCGCCGACGAGCUGCCGGCCAGAGACACCAUCGUCACCUGCGAGGUCUGCGGCAAGAAGUUCCCCAACCUGUCGCAGUUUAAAGUUCACCAGAGGAGCCACACGGGAGAGAAGCCGUUCCACUGCGACAUCUGUGGGAAGAGUUACCGGCUGAAGGAGCUGCUGAGGGACCACAGGUACACCCACACCGGAGAGAAGCCCUACAGGUGUUCUCUCUGCUCCAAGACCUUCAACCUGGCCACCAGCUUCAUGAGGCACCGCAGCAUCCACACCGGAGAGACGCCGUACAGCUGCCACGACUGCGGGAAACACUUCCGCCUGCUCACCUUCCUGAAGGCUCACCUGCAGACCAAAGCUCACCUGAAGCAGACGCAGCAGAGGCAGCCCGUCUCCUCUGACCUCUGAGAUAAGACCCUUGUCUUGCCAAAAGUAUGUGGACACCCAAAUAUGGCAGCUGUUUGUGAGCGUGUGAGCACUAACACACAGUGCUGCUGCUGUUUUCUGACCUCUGACCUGCUUCUCCUUCAGAUUCACUGUAAUAUCUGUGGCUGCUGUGUUGUCAGCAGAGACGUUAAUCUGCUGCGGCAGCCUGGCCGGAGAUAAUUCCACUUUGCUGCAGUCAGAUGAUAAUUGUAAUCCAGCAGGCCUCUGUCUUUAAGCUCAGACUGUUUUGAUCCAGCUGUGACUCUCACGCUGUUUGUUUUUCUGCAGAACACAGGUCAGAUUAAAGGAUGCAUACAACA